Spea bombifrons (plains spadefoot toad) is the source of this 1382-nucleotide messenger RNA. It is a transcript of the gene SARAF, whose product is annotated as store-operated calcium entry associated regulatory factor. The record is from RefSeq and is a predicted model, not a curated record. Gene Ontology annotation, cellular component: endoplasmic reticulum membrane. Bases 118 to 1053 code for a protein of 311 amino acids. NCBI's taxonomy places the organism in Eukaryota, Metazoa, Chordata, Amphibia, Anura, Pelobatidae. The transcript has 6 exons. Gene Ontology annotation, biological process: regulation of store-operated calcium entry.
UCUGACAGGUGAGGGGAAGAGGAAGACAACGUUAGGCCAGCUGAUGAAACGCAGUGCAAGGAGCGCUUGGUGACGGGAAUUAUCCGUGUUCUUAGUGAUAUAACGCAGUGUGUGAAGAUGGCAGCAGCUGGCAUGGUCCUUGUCCUGUCCCUCCUCUCUGUCCUGCAGCUGUCUCGGGUUCAGGGCUGGAACCAGCAUGAGAGAGUCCUGCUGAGGGAUAUCCAGGCAAUCACUCUAUAUGCCGAGAGAUACACCAAUGCCCGUCGUACAUCCCCCGUCCCACAGCUAAAGUGCAUUGGUGGAAGUGCCGGAUGCAAAGCUGUGUUACCACAGGUGGUCCAGUGCCAUAACAGAGGUUGGGAUGGCUAUGAUGUCCAGUGGGAAUGCAAGGUGGACCUGGGCAAUGCUUAUCGUUUUGGAAAAGUGGAAGUGAAUUGUGAGGGCUUCGACUACCCUGAGGAUCCCUACAUCCUACGGGGCUCUUGUGGAUUAGAGUACACUCUUGAUCUCACAGAUGAGGGCCAAAGGAGGUCUAAUGAUGGCUACAACUCAGGGGGUUUUGGGUUUUCUCAAGGACGCUCCUCAAGCUGGAACUCUCCUUCCUCCUCAUCUGAAGGCAGUGGGGCAAUUGUCAUCAUAGUGAUUCUGCUGCUUGCUUUUGGUGUAUACAAGUUAUUCCUGAGUGGGCCUACAAUGCAGCAACAACCUCAGCCCGAUGAGUAUGGAAACCAAGGCUAUGCUAGCGCCCCUCCUCCACCCGGUUUUAAGUCCGGCUUCACAGGCACCUCAACAGGAUAUGAUUCCAGUGGUACCAAUACAUUUGGCAGCCAUGCUACCCAAGGGCCUGGUUUCUGGACUGGCCUUGGAACUGGUGGUGUACUGGGAUACUUGUUUGGUAAUCGGAGAGCGCAGCCAUGCCAGUCUCCCUAUUUCAACACCUGGACUGGUCCUUCAUACUCGGGUCCAAUGUAUGGAGCUUCUCAGCCAUCCAGAGCACCAGAGAGUUCCGGUACAAGAACGGCAUCAGGAUUUGGAGGGACAAAAAGAAGAUAAGAAAACAAAACUGAUUGGCCAGCUUUUAUUUUUGCUAAUUUAAGUCCGACAUGUUGGCCGCAUCCACACCUUGGAAUAUAUUCGUGUUGCACUUAAUUAGACAAUGGAAUAUGUAUAAAAAAAAAAAAAAAAGCGUAAUGCCAGAGAGAGUAUAGAUUUGUGAAAAUGUGACUGGUUUAUUUGCCUAUAAUAUUUUUGUCAUAGAAGAGGUGACUUUGCUUUCUGAUUUCUUGACUGUUGUAAAUGGGUGUGACUUAAAUGUAAUUUAUAUUGGCAUAACCAUAGUAUAUACUUCUAUAAAUAAUAAUAUUUGUGAAGACAAAAUAUUG